AUGCUGAAAGGCGGUCUCAUCGAGAGUGAGAACGAUAAAGUCGGUGUUCGAGUCGCGGACAUUGACGAAUCCGGGCGAGUCGACAAUGUGCAUCUCAUCGAAAUUCGUCGCAUCAUUUCUCUCGUCGGAGCUGCCUAUUUCUUCUUCAUGACUGUUUGGGUGGUCCCGGUUGCUUGUGUUAUCACUGUGUCUAUGAUGUUCCCGCUGAUGCUCUUCAGAAUACCUCUCUUCAACUACCUCGAGCACAAAUUGUGCGGAAUGGUGAAUGCCCAUUGGAACGCUGUCGCUGUUUUUUGCGGAACAACUGUGACCGAAUACGGAACUGAUUUGGCCAACUAUGCCGAGGAGAAGUGCUUGUUGUUGGCUAACCAUCUCGGCCUGCUCGACCACUUUGUCUUGAUGCAGAGUCUCAAUGAAAAAGGAUCGAUUAGAUCUCGGUGGAUGUGGGUGAUCUACAACAUCUGGAAGUACACUCCACUUGGAGUCAUGUGGACCUCUCAUGGCAACUUCUUCGUCAAUGGUGGAGCCAGCAAACGCGACAACGUCCUCAAAUCCUUCCGUAACCACCUUGAAAAGAGCUUCUAUAAAUACGAUUUUGGAUGGGUCAUCAUGUAUCCAGAAGGAUCCCGUCUUUUCCUCGUCCAGAAAAGUGCUGCUACAUUCGCUCAGAAAAACAGCCUGAAACCAUUGGAACACUGUGUCUACCCAAGAACCGGAGCUGCUCAUGCUGUUCUUGACGUUCUCGGCCCAGCUGAUGAAACCUUCAAACUGUCGAAAUGUGGAAAGGGAGAGCCAAUCAAGUACAUCAUCGACGCAACCAUCGGAUACCACCGCGGAGAAGUCCCAGACAUUUGCGACGCCAUGAUGGGAGAGUGGGCAUCCGUGAACGCUUCAGAGUUUGCCGUUCACUACGACGUCAUCCCAGUCAAGCCGGAAUGGUCCGAUGAGAACAAGCUGAAGGAGUUCUUGUACGAGAGAUAUGCCAUUAAGGACCGCCUUCUUGCCGAUUUCUACAAAACUGGACGUUUCCCGGGAGAGCAGACCAAGGUGCAGCCAAACAACUACGAGAUGUUCUUUGCUCAAAUCUUCUGGGGAUCCCUCUACUACGCCCACUACUACUACUGGCUCCGUCCCCUCAUCGUCUACGCCUGGAUGUCGUUCAUCGCCAUGUUCUAA
Molecule: messenger RNA, 1176 nt
Organism: Caenorhabditis briggsae
Lineage: Eukaryota; Metazoa; Nematoda; Chromadorea; Rhabditida; Rhabditidae
Gene: Cbr-acl-12
Product: Protein CBR-ACL-12
Exons: 8
Coding region: 1-1176 (391 amino acids)
Cellular component (GO): endomembrane system
Molecular function (GO): acyltransferase activity
Source: RefSeq, a predicted model, not a curated record